This is a messenger RNA of Linderina pennispora, 794 nucleotides long. RefSeq lists its product as uncharacterized. NCBI's taxonomy places the organism in Eukaryota, Fungi, Kickxellomycota, Kickxellomycetes, Kickxellales, Kickxellaceae. Bases 248 to 760 code for a protein of 170 amino acids. The record is from RefSeq and is a predicted model, not a curated record. The transcript has a single exon.
GUCCACAUGGCCGCCCCCGUUUACCACGCCAUUUCUUCCGCCAACAGAAAGCGGGCGGGCUUGUUUUCCCACUCAGAGACAGGCUGCCGAGGACGCAGGGGCGCACGGUGAACUCGGAAAACUGCUAUUAUUUCAUGGUGUAUGAGACGUCUUGCAGAACAGUAGCAAACAGACUAUGGAAGAAAAAACAAAUACAAAGGGGAUAUGGAAUAGGGAGGUGGGCAUGUGUGCUCUGGGCGGAGUUUGAAUGAAUGUACAGGGGCGAAACGCCGUGUCUUUGGUCUGGUCGAGGGGACUGCGCACUUUUUACAGCGCCGACAUCCCGCUGCUGCUGCGUCUGCUGGGCGUGGAGCUGCCGUCACAGUCGCUGCUGCUGCUGCCGCCCAUGGCUAGCAGCGGAUCAAUCAGGCGCUUCAGCGAGCCCAUCAGGCCCGCCGACCCGCUGGUGCCGGGCAUGUCCUCGCUGUGUCCUGCGCUGGAUGCGCGCCUCCAGGCUGCGCUUGGCCUCGCGCUCGCGGCGCUCGAUCUCUGCGCACUCCUCGUCCAGCAGUUUGCGCAGGUCGGUGAACGACUGGUAGGUUGUGAUCGGCUCGCCGUCCUCAAAGUAGCUGUUGGCCAUCGAGUAGAACGCCGGCGAUGCUCGUAUCGACGACAGCUGCUUGACGCGGCGGCGGCGGCUGUUCCGAGAGAGCAGUGUCUGUGGAAAGCGCCAUUAGGGAAAAUACAGAGGGGCAAGGGGUGUGGUAGAAAGGGUGAAUGAGGGGAGAGGUUCUGCAGGAUGGAAAAUAAUGGCC